AGUAGCACAUGCAUACAUCUAAUAAAACCUUAAAUAUAAAUUAAUAAAAUGUACACUGUAAAAUUAUUCGCAGUAAUUUUUCUAAUAAAAUUUCCAUCUUAUUCUGCCGGACAAUUAAUCGCCGUCGAAACUGCCGCCAAACUACCCAAAAGACUCGCCCAUUCCGCCGCCUGUUACGAUGAGGACGAUUCCAUUUUCAUAUUUGGCGGUUGGGAAGAAGAAUCCGCGCCAAAUUAUGAAUCCGAUAAAAUUCUACGCUACAAUAUUUCCACCGAUUCCAUAGAAACGAUGCCCACAAUUUUGCCAGUUGGCGUGAUGCACGGCUCUGUGGUGAUGGAUAACCUCGGAAACUUUUAUUACCUUGGGGGAUACACGGUGAAUGAAGAGUCUCGCGCCAUUUUUAAAUAUUCACCGGUAGACGGAGUCAUCACCGAGAUUCUCAACAUGCACCAGAGUGUGGUACAACCAGGCGGCAGUUUUAAUUGGAACGCUACGACGGCAUUCUUUUUCGCUGGAGGGUAUGUUCCCAAGUCCAUUUUAAAGUUUGACACGGAAGCUAACACGAUAAAUGAAGUUGCCGAACUGCCGCUGGAGUUUGAUCAGGUUGCCGUGUUUUGGGAUGACAUUUUCGAAUUUGCCUAUAUCUUCGGAUCCAGACGCAAUUCCAGUGAUGACCCAUCGGAAAUUAUGGAUCGACCAAUUAUCGUUUUCAAUCCUGUCAGUGAAAAUCGAAUCGGGGUGAUAGACCUCACAUAUUCUGCUAUUACUGGACCAACUCGCACAGUUUCUGAUAGCAGAUACGGCUACGCCCUGGGGGGCUUUGAACCCUACGACAGCCUCAUGCGCUUCGACCCGGUCUCCUUCGACGUGGAAUAUCUGCCCGUGACCAACCAUCCCGGUGCGAGUGAAGACGGGCUCACCAAAUUCUGGGGAACCAGCGUCGUUUACGUGGCCAAAUUAGGAAGAAUUUAUUUCUUUGGAGGAUUCUCCACAGGAAGUUCGGGAGAUAUUUGGCAUAACAAAAUUUGGUUUAUUCAGACAAAUUAAAUCGCUUGAUGAAGACAACUGUACGAUAUUUCUUAAUUCGAAAUUCGAGACACUGAUUAUACUUCCAAGAAAAAUAAUAAAAUUCAAAUACAUU
Folsomia candida is the source of this 1141-nucleotide messenger RNA. RefSeq lists its product as uncharacterized. The record is from RefSeq and is a predicted model, not a curated record. Bases 49 to 1047 code for a protein of 332 amino acids. The transcript is spliced from 3 exons. Gene Ontology annotation, molecular function: protein binding. Lineage: Eukaryota; Metazoa; Arthropoda; Collembola; Entomobryomorpha; Isotomidae.